Salvelinus namaycush (lake trout) is the source of this 2367-nucleotide messenger RNA. It is a transcript of the gene pcif1, whose product is annotated as phosphorylated CTD interacting factor 1. Lineage: Eukaryota; Metazoa; Chordata; Actinopteri; Salmoniformes; Salmonidae. The record is from RefSeq and is a predicted model, not a curated record. Gene Ontology annotation, cellular component: nucleus. The coding region runs from base 103 to 2337 and encodes 744 amino acids. Gene Ontology annotation, molecular function: RNA polymerase II C-terminal domain binding; mRNA (2'-O-methyladenosine-N6-)-methyltransferase activity. The transcript is spliced from 16 exons.
GAAGGUGGGGAGGGAGAGGCGGAGGCGGGUACGGAUUGAAUAGAGCAAAGCCUAUACAGGGUUCUCAACAAACCUCUACAAGGACAGGACAGAUGAGGAGAGAUGACAAGUGAGAAUCACGCAACAGUGAAGGUGGACACCUCUAUGGUGAUGUCUCCCACAGGCUCUGUCACACAGGGGUCUCCUGUCUCACCUUCAACCAGCAAACCAAUGCCAGAGUUGCCAGACGAACUCGUCCAGGCAGGCUGGUCAAAAUGCUGGAGCAAGCGGGAGAACAGGCCCUACUGGUUCAACCGCUUCACCAAUCAGUCGCUGUGGGAGAUGCCAGUCCUGGGGCAGCAUGAUGUCAUUUCUGACCCGCUGGGUUUGAACGCUGCCCCGGCCGAGGGGACGGGCGACGCCGGCGUGGGCAACGGGAAGCGCAAGAGACGCAUGUCGGAGGAGGCCGCACAGGGGGGUCCUAACAGCUUCAAGAGGUCCAAGAUUGAGGUUGGUAUACCUGUAACCCCAACAACCCCGAUAGUUCCCAUCUCACCCAUUACCCCCGGGGCUAAGCCUUGGAACUCUACCACAGGCACAGAAGACAAGCCAGGGCAGCAUUCUAUACCCGCACCAGCCCCAUACCGUCCCAGCGUAAUAUACUGGGACCUGGAUGUUCAGACGAACGCAGUGAUCAGAGAGAGACCCCCUGCCAACCAUCUACCGCCCCACCCGGAGAUGGAGCUCCAACGUGCCCAGCUCACCACCAAGCUACGGCAGCACUACCACGAGCUCUGCUACCAACGAGAAGGUAUCGAGCCCCCGCGGGAGUCCUUCAACCGCUGGCUGCUGGAGCGCAAGGUGCUGGACAAAGGGCCAGACCCCCUACUGCCCAGCGAGUGUGACCCCAUCAUCUCCCCGUCCAUGUUCAGAGAGGUCAUGAACGACAUCCCCAUCAGGUUGUCCCGCAUCAAGUACAAAGAGGAGGCCCGAAAGCUCUUAUUCAAAUACGCCGAAGCUGCCAAGAAAAUGAUUGACUCGAGAAACGCCACACCAGACAGCCGAAAGGUUGUGAAAUGGAAUGCAGAGGACACCAUGAACUGGUUACGGAGGGACCACUCGGCCAGUAAAGAGGACUACAUGGAUCGUCUGGAGCACUUGCGUAAACAGUGCGGUCCCCACGUAGCAGCAGUGGCUAAAGACUCUGUGGAGGGGAUCUGUACGAAGAUCUACCACAUCUCAGCAGAGUACGUGCGACGCAUUCACCAGGCCCACCAGACGUUGCUGAAGGACUGCAACGUGUCGGACCCAGAGGCAGCAGAUGUGCAGGACAGGCUGGUAUACUGCUACCCCAUUCGGCUGGCCUUGCCCUCGCCGGCUCAGCCGCGCGUGGAGCUGCACUUUGAGAACGACAUCGCCUGCCUGCGCUACAAGGGAGAGAUGGUCAAGGUCAACCGCAGCUACUUCACCAAGCUAGAGCUAUUAUACCGAUACAGCUCCAUCGACGAUCCCAGGUUCGAGAAGUUCCUGUCACGAGUGUGGUGCCUUAUCAAGAGAUACCUGGUGAUGUUUGGUGCCGGGGUGAAUGAGGGGACGGGCUUACAGGGGGCUCUCCCUGUGCCCGUCUUUGAGGCCCUCAACAAGCAGUUCGGGGUGACCUUUGAGUGUUUCGCCUCGCCACUCAACUCCUACUUCAAGCAGUUUUGCUCUGCCUUCCCCGACACAGAUGGCUUUUUCGGAUCCAGGGGGCCCUUUCUGAACUUCUCACCAGCCAGUGGGUCAUUUGAGGCCAACCCUCCCUUCAGUGAGGAGUUCAUGGAUGCCAUGGUGACACACUUUGAGAAACUGCUGGAGAAGUCCAGCGAGCCUCUGUCCUUCAUCAUCUUCGUCCCGGAGUGGCGAGAUCCGCUGACCCCGGCCCUCCACCGCAUGGAGACCAGCGCCUUCCUCCGCCACCAGAUGUCGGUGCCCGCCUUCGAGCAUGAGUACCGCAGCGGCUCGCAGCACAUCUGCAAGAAGGAGGAGAUGUACUACAAGGCCGUCCACGGCACGGUGGUCAUCUUCCUGCAGAAUGCCGCCGGCUUUGCCAAGUGGGAGCCCACACCGGAGCGCAUCCAGGAGCUGCUGGCAGCCUACCAGGUCUCCAGGCGAGCCUUGGGCUCCCCAGGUCCCUCCUCCGCUCCCACUACGCUCUCCCCGGCCAGUGCAGGGGGGUCAGGCGACAAAGACUCUAUUGCCUCCAAAACGGCACCCGAACGAUCAGCCAGUUUGAACACAUCACCCGCUCGCCAGGACAACAGCAGUAGUAGUAAUCCUGUGGAAAAGACUACACCACCUUCCGAAACAGCCAGCGUUUAAAAGCAGGGUGGGGGACGUAGGUGAGGAUAG